GAAUAAGGCGGGCGGUCAGCUAGGUGAGAGUACGCGCGGUUUGUCACGGCGGUCGGUCGGUCGGUAAGUCGCUCUUUCCUGUCGUGUUUGGCUCCGCUUCGGGUUUACUUCACCGUCGAGCCAAGCAGACGUCCACAAGAAGGUCACCUCUGCCAAGGAGCGCCAUGGCUGUCGACUGGAUCGGGUUUGGUUACGCCGCCGUGGUGGCCAUUGGAGGCUUUCUGGGAUACAAACGGAAAGGCAGCGUCGUGUCGCUCAUCGCCGGGAUUCUCUUUGGCGCCUUGGCGGCUUGCGGAGCGUAUCGGAUGUCCAUGGACACCGGCGACGUGAAGAUCUCCUUGAUUGCAGCCUCCACCCUUGCCCUUGUGAUGGGAGUGCGGUACAGCAGGUCCAGGAAGAUGAUGCCAGCUGGCCUUCUGAGCGGACUGAGUGCCCUCAUGGUCUUGAGAAUCCUGUUUCUGAUGCUCUAAUGGAUGAGACCCUCAUCAUCGGCCACGAGGCCCGGUGGGCGACGCCAACGCUUCUCACAUUCCUCACAAAGACUCUGCCAAUGAAAACGAUUGUAUCAAAACAGAAUAAAAAUGAGACCCCCAAA
Molecule: messenger RNA, 595 nt
Organism: Erpetoichthys calabaricus (reedfish)
Lineage: Eukaryota; Metazoa; Chordata; Cladistia; Polypteriformes; Polypteridae
Gene: tmem14a
Product: transmembrane protein 14A
Exons: 5
Coding region: 165-470 (101 amino acids)
Biological process (GO): regulation of heme biosynthetic process
Cellular component (GO): mitochondrial membrane
Source: RefSeq, a predicted model, not a curated record